Messenger RNA from Entrophospora candida, 188 nucleotides. NCBI's taxonomy places the organism in Eukaryota, Fungi, Glomeromycota, Glomeromycetes, Entrophosporales, Entrophosporaceae. The record is from the annotation of a GenBank genome assembly.
GAUUGGAAAAAACAGUUCCAGAGGCACUCAACUCUGUAUCAUUAGAACAAAUACGCAAAUAUGCAAGGUAUUCUUGGAGAUUUAUUGACGCCUACUGUAAAGGAUUGACUAGUUCCCGUGCCUUAUAUGCUGUAAAGAAAUAUAAAUCUCAUAGGUGCAUUCUUGAAAAUGUUGCAAUGGAAGAAUAG